This is a messenger RNA of Knipowitschia caucasica, 234 nucleotides long. The record is from the annotation of a GenBank genome assembly. Lineage: Eukaryota; Metazoa; Chordata; Actinopteri; Gobiiformes; Gobiidae.
AUGGUGCUGCAGAGGAGCUCUGUGCUCACACUGCUGCUCACAGUGAUUCACAAACUGAGGGGAGGCUCAUGCGGGGUUGCCCACUCCACCACAGGCCCAGCGGGGGCUCUUGGUUCGCCCCAUGCAGAUCUGCAGGGAGCAGUGGUGCACUCACUUCAACAGUUUAGUGCCGGAAUCCCAGGAAAAGGGCUGCGGGCUGCCCCAGGAAUGCCUCCAUACCACAGUCAAAGUUAA